AUGCAGGUGAAAAAACAGAGGGGUUCAGACAGUAGUACUGGAGAGGGUACCCGUAAAAAGUCAUCAUGCUUCUCAAACAUCAAGAUAUUCUUGAUAUCGGAAUGUGCCCUGAUGUUGGCACAGGGCACUGUUGGAGCCUACCUGGUGAGUGAAACAUUUAAAGCUGUGUCAUUAUGUCUGUGAUGUCUCUCAUGAGAACAUCUGUCCAGACGCAGGUUUCAUAUGCAUUCUAAUACUUUGGGCUAUUUUAUCUUAGCUAUAACUCCGUGCCAGUACUGAGCAUGUAAGCAAAGUAUCUGUCAUGAAACAUGCAACAGCUAUGACAUAAUGAGAUACAUUUUAACCGGUUUAAGAAGGCUUGACAUCCACCGGUGUUUUAAAUACGCGGAAGCCAGUGCCCAACUGCCCAUACAAAGGCUAGCCUACAUGUGGACUCAAUAUUCAAUUCGAAACACAUUUUAGUCUGGUUGAGGAGUUUAACCUUGUCCAUAUGUCCACAGAAAACAUAGCCUAUUUCCCCUCCGUCAAAACAAAACUGUUAAUGAUGGUUUGCUCUCCUAAUGCCGCACCUAAAUAAUCCAAGUGCCCAAAAUAACACUCUGAUUCCGUAGAGGACAAAAAUUAACAGGUGACUUGUUAGUCUAUGCGGCAAAGGGCCCCUAUAACUGUAAUAUACAUGUAAUUUACUGCAAUAACACAAUCUAUUGAUGUAGUUAGAUCAGUGAAAUUGUAGGCCUCUACCUGUAUUAUCAGAGUGCCAGUCUUGAAAGCAAUGCUAUCUUGUUUAAGACAAGCCUAUUCUAUUCAACUCUUUUAUCUCAUGUUCACACGUGAUGCUUCUGAUAUUCUAUAGGCCUACUGGUUGAAGCUUUUAAAUCGUUUUAGUCCUAAUAGGUCCUCCUCACGAAAUAUUUUCUGUACUCCCUUCUCAAAUUCAGUUGUUUCAUGGUGAUGUUCAACAGUUCUCUUAUGACAUGAAACAACAAAUGGUGGAUGAGUGAAUUAAUUCCUUCAUAAACUCAGCAAAAAAAGAAACGUCCCUUUUUCAGGACCCUGUCUUUCAAAGAUAAUUAGUAGAAAUCCAAAUAACUUCACAGAUCUUCAUUGUAAAGGGUUUAAAUACUGUUUCCCAUGUUUGUUCAAUGAACCAUAAACAAUUAAUGAACAUGCACCUGUGGAAUGGUCUUUAAGACACUAACAGCUUACAGAUGGUAGGCAAUUAAGAACAUUUAGGACAAUAAAGAGGCCUUUCUACUGACUCUGAAAAACACCAAAAGAAAGAUGCCCAGGGCCCCUGCUCAUCUGCGUGAACGUGCCUUAGGCAUGCUGCAAGGAGGCAUGAGGACUGCAAUAAAUUGAUGUGGCCAGGGCAAUAAAUUGCAAUAUCCGUACUGUGAGACGCUUAAGACAGCACUACAGGGAGACAGGACGGACAGCUGAUCGUCCUCGCAGUGGCAGACCACGUGUAACAACACCAGCACAGGAUCGGUACAUCCGAAUACCACACCUGCGGGACAGGUACAGGAUGGCAACAACAACUGCCCGAGUUACACCAGGAACGCUCAAUCCCUCCAUCAGUGCUCAGACUGUCCGCAAUAGGCUGAGAGAGGCUGGACUGAGGGCUUGUAGGCCUGUUGUAAGGCAGGUCCUCACCAGACAUCACCGGCAUCAACAUCGCCUAUGGGCACAAACCCACCGUCGCUGGACCAGACAGGACUGGCAAAAAGUGCUCUUCACUGACGAGUCGCGGAUUUGUGUCACCAGGGGUGAUGAUCGGAUUUGCGUUUAUCGUCGAAUGAAUGAGCAUUACACCGAGGCCUAUACUCUGGAGCGGGAUCGAUUUGGAGGUGGAGGGUCCGUCAUGGUCUGGGGCGGUGUAUCACAGAAUCAUCGGACUGAGCUUGUUGUCAUUGCAGGCAAUCUCAACGCUGUGCGUUACAGGGAAGACAUCUUCCUUCCUCCUGACAUGACACUCCAGCAUGACAAUACCACCAGCCAUACUGCACGUUCUGUGUGCGAUUUCCUGUAAGACAGGAAUGUCAGUGUUCUGCCAUGGCCAGCGAAGAGCCCAGAUCUCAAUCCCAUUGAGCACGUCUGGGACCUGUUGGAUCGGAGGGUGAGGGCUAGGGCCAUUCCCCCCAGAAAUGUCUGGGAACUUGCAGGUGCCUUGGUGGAAGAGUGGGGUAACAUCUCACAGCAAGAACUGGCAAAUCUGGUGCAGUCCAUGAGGAGGAGAUGCACUGCAGUACUUAAUGCAGCUGGUGGCCACACCAGAUACUGACUGUUACUUUAAAUUUUAACCCCCCCUUUGUUCAGGGACACAUUAUUCCAUUUCUGUUAGUCACAUGUCUGUGGAACUUGUUCAGUUUAUGUCUCAGUUGUUGAAUCUUGUUAUGUUCAUACAAAUAUUUACACAUGUUAAAUUUGCUGAAAAUAAACACAGUCGACAGUGAGAGGACGUUUCUUUUUUUGCUGAGUUUAGUAGGGUAUUUUAAGUCACAAAGGGGUAUGGUAUGGUGGGCUAGUGCCACUUCCCAGGGAAAUCAAAGAUGUAAAUUGAAAUGCUUUGGCCUUAUUUGGAGUGGAACAUGUUAUCUAUUCUGUGCCACUGUUCCACAAGCUUCCUCCUGACCAUGGGAACAGUGUAGCCUAUGUGGAUGAGGCAUGAAGUUAAAUGACCCCAAAAUAAUUGAGUGGAAUGUUUUCCCAAGUACUUUGUACUUUGUUUUUUUCAAUCUAUUUUAUUCUAUUUUUGUAACAUGUUGUUAUAACAUGUUUCUUAAAUCUAUUUAGAUGGACUAACUUUCUAACACUACAUGCUUGUGAACCAAGUAAAGUUAUUGUCAAAUUGGGCCUACAACCAGCAGUCUUCAACCUUUUCUCUCUGACUUGGAUGGAACAUUGCACACAUUUUUCUGUGAUGUGUCUCUCUGCUAUGUACAGACUCGUCAGUCACAGUGGAAGGAAUGGGUCUAUCAGGAGUCCUCUGUAUGAUAAUUGGUCUAGUUAUGUCUCAUUUAAUUGAAUGUAGUUGAAAUGGAAGAUGUCUCAUCUGCAGCAGUGACUGCAGGGGACUCUGAUGGCUUUUAUACAUAGGCAGUUAUAGCUUAGCUUAGCUAGAAUGUUUACACCUACAGUAUAACUACCAUUUAAAGCCCUGUCUCACUUUGACUAUGUAAAUGUUUUCAACUACACUUUUCAGGAGGUUAUUCUAAAGAAGGUUAACAAAUCUUGAACUAAUAAUGGUAUACUUUACACUGGUGAGUAAAGAUUAGCAAAUUAUGGAUCUGAGAGGGAAGGCCAUGACAGGCCCUCAGCCAUGCUCUAUCGCUGUUAGCACAGGUAGUCUCUUUCACAUGGCAUCUGCUCCAUUUGCAUAGGCUGGAAACCAAGCUCCAGCUAAAGGGACAAGCUGAUAACCCUGUUAUGACCUUAUUAGAGGUCCUCCUGUGUCGGAGCUAUUGUUGUAUCCAUGAUAGGAUGAGGCAACUUAAAGUGUGUGCUGGCAGCCAGGGAGACAGCCUGGAAGUCAUGGGUCAUGGCUUAUGCUCUUGCUCUUGCUCUACGUUAGCAGCUUAAGAUGGACUCUUUCCCAGGCAACACAGGCAACAUAGUCUCUGGGUAAACAGCCAGUGCACAUACCUGCAUAGACAAUUACUCUCAACACUAUGGGGUUGUGAUAUGACUGUCAGCUUCCCUAGUUUCAUUUUGAGAAUGAUCUGGAAAUGGUGUAUAAACCUACCUUAAGUUCUUAGUUCUCGGAAAUUCAACAGAACUCUGUGGUUUCAGCCUAUGUUGAAUGUUGUGGUGAUGAGUGACAGUGGUGAAUUUGUUUGCUGUUACGUGCUCCAUCUACGCAUGGCAAAACAGGCUGAACUAUCUAUGUACUUUAUAAUUUCCCCUGCAUAUAUUUGAUUUUCAAACCCAGCUUUAGUAGUUGAUUAUAUUAAUUCUACACGAAGUUUUUCCAGACUUUAAUGUGUUCAGGUUAAGCUAUAGUUAAAGUUAGGUGUUACUACCUCGCCCUCUCCAAUCUUGCAACUUGCCAAAACCUAAACUUUUGGAAUUAGACAGGGUUUUGUAAAGGCUUCUGAAAGACACUGAAUUGUCCUUUUGAAAGGGUGUCUAGACAGCAUAGGAACCUGAGACGCACUUCAACUGUUUUAUUUAGCAAACGGCUGUAGUUAUGUCUCAAACUGUGCUUACACAAGCCUCAUCCGCUGGUUAAAAAAAAAGGAUGUCUGUGUGGGGCUUGGCUCCUCUCAUUCUGGACAGGUGAGGUAAUGUUGAGGCUAAAUAGUCACAUUGUCCAUGAAAACACAGCCAGACAAGUUUGCAUUGUAACCAUGCUGCAAUAAAUAAAACAAACUUUCCUGACUGACUGUGUUUACUUUUGAGUUCAAGAUUCCAGGUGUAUCUUUAACUAGCUUUCUGUAGCUGGAGGUACUCAUCUCUCUGCAAUGUACACAGUCUAUUUACAUAACAUAGACCUAACUAUAAAUAUUUUUGUCAAUUAUUGAGUCUUGAAAUGCUGUAUCUGUUAGUAAAAUGCUUUGAUGGCAGAGUGCAUGUACACACGUGGAAUUUGGGGGACGGGUGCUCUUCUAAAUUCACUGCACUUUUCUGAGCUCGCUAAGCUGUCACUCCCACUGGUGCCCGAGUCUAGUCUGGGCAAGAGAUGACAUGACAUGGUCUGCUUGGCCUGGCUGCCAUUCCUCUGCUGUGGUGUGGUGGUGAGGUGGAGGUUCAGGAGUAUGUGCUGGUGUCUGCUGAGUGCUGAGUGCUGAGAGGUCCAGCUGUGCCGUCAACAGGUUGCAUUGGCUUGGCAUGGGCUCUGAGGACAGGAGCAGAUGGUGAUGUUUCCAGCCCAACUCUUCUAGUUUCCAGGAUUGCUAGGAAGCCACGUUACACUCUUUGGAAACUCAGAUGAGGCUGCAAGCCCAUUUUGGAGACACAUACACACAUAGCAUCCCUAUUGCUGAGCUGUAGUUUUAAGAGCAUAAACCAUUGUAUAAUGAUAGGCCUUGUACAUAGGAUGACUGAAAUCACUACAUUGAUCAACCUGUGGUCGUGUUCAAAUGUAAUCAAAGUGUAGGUAGUUGUAUUAGUAUAGUUAUUUCUCAGUCACACCUGCCAUUUAAAGUAAUUUAAGUCACUUUGUAAAGUCACAGAGCGAAUAUAAUUUUUCCUACUGGCAAUGGCAUCCUUCUUUACAUUAGCUGUUAUUUUCCUGUCCCCACGGCUCCUCAGAGGAGUUUAAUUUAGCAUGUUAGCCUGUUGGACAUCACUCUGGGAAUGGAACAGGACCAUGCCCUUUCAAGGACAUUUUGGGACACAUCUGAAAAUGUGACAGGUGGGAUAUGGCUCAGCAGUUGGUUCCCAGACAUUGAAACCCACAUAAUUUUUUAUGAACUCUAGAAAAUACUCACCAAUUUCAUUUGAAGGGAGAAGAGGAUGCUGCAUGCAAAAUGUGAUACAUCUGAGGAUCCACUCCUUUGAGAAGGGGCAGCCUAUUAUACUUCCUGCAGAGUAAAGGCCCGUUUCCACUGGCACUUAAAAUUAGGGCCAAAUUCGAGAUGGCUCGAAUGGAAUUCUCAAAUUAGAGCCCAGUCAGGGGAAACCCGGGCCAGCGCAGACCAUUUUCACAACAGGUGCCAGCUCGAUUAGAAUUCGGGUUGGUGACGCUGUUACUAUGCAACCACCAGCUGAUCACUACUGGAUGCUGACACCACGUUUAGCUAGCUCAUCUGGGCUUGUUGCUGUUAACUAGCACAUGGACAAGCAGUACUGCAUUAGUCAGACAUUACACAAAUUAUCACCAUAGCUGGAUCCUUCAUUCAUUUUUGCACUACACAAUAAACUUUUAUGAGAACAGUCAGCCCUCGAAUGCUAGCUACCUAACGUUAGCUAGUAAAUCAGACUUGAUAAAAGCUAGCUAGCUAGCUAGCUAACAUUAGCUAGCAGGAAUUUUAGCUGGCCAGGUCGUGAAAGCUAGCUAGCGACAUCAUAUCAAACCUGUCGUCUGGUUUGCUUGGUUAGCUAGCCAAUAGUCAAUGCCAUGGCAAGCAAGGUAGGAAUUAAGCUAGCUAGCUAGCCUGUUAUGCUAGCGACAAAGCUAACCAUUUAGCUAGCUAGCGAGCUAACGUUAGCAAGCUAAAAAUCUUUGCUAACUACAUGGCUCUGAGUCUGGCUGGCAGUGGCAGGAUUAUGGGGUAAUGUUAGUUACAGCAUGGUGAGGGUGAAUAAAAUUAUUCAACAUCUUGAUAGCUAGCUAGCAACAUUAGAGAACCAACUGCACAGCCAUGGCUAACUAGAAACAUUACAUCAUUUUUAAUUUCUGGAGGCAGUGGAAACCCAAUUUGAGCUUUACCACCAAGGCCAGCCCAACCGGGGUUGACUUCAAAUAGCCAAUGGAAACGGGGCUUUUGGGUAAUUUUCCCUCUUCUUUAUGGUAGAGCAUUUGUGUGUAUUCCAUGCAUUUCUGUUUCAGUCUGGCCUUGGUGUUCCCAUGCAUCAUUGUAGCCUGUACAGUGUUGAUAAAAAGGUGUGGGUGGUUGGUCUUGGGUUCUUUAAGAAUCUUUCUUCCCUAUUAGUUGUGGGUGUUCAAUAUCACCAACUAGGAGGCAACCGGUGCAGAUAGCUGGGCUUAGACCACAUUCCUGUCCCAAAAAUAGAAGACUGGCCAGAUUUACCAAGGUCAUUGCUAUCAAACAAUGUACUGUCCUCCUGAGCCUGUGUGAAGUUGGUCUUUAACAUUCAAGUUGUGUGGAGAUCAAUUUAAUCAUUAUACGUAGUUAGGAUCAUUAUACUUAGUUAGGAUCCUAUCUGAUGAACUGAAAUGCAUUCCAUAAUGUCUGACUUCCAUGUAUUUUACCAACAAUGGCAGACGGGAGACAAAAUCCCCUGCUGCCCCCAACUUCUAUCUAGAGACAGUGUUAUGCUCUUAUCUUUCACCUGCGUUAAAUGCUGCACCAUUAACUCAGAGAGAGAGAGAGAGAGAGAGAGAGAGAGAGAGAGCGUGCGUUUGGGGAGAAUGCACUUUCAAUAAAGCAAUGGGAGUAAGUGAUGCAUUGCCCAGCUAAUCAAAAACAGGGCUGGAUCUUGGCAGAGAGGGGAUUUUACUCAGAGUUCAAUGAGAAACAUCUGAAAGAGGUCUCACUGUGAGUCAGUAUAUCCAAAGGAAAGGGAUUAUUUAAAAGGGCACAACCUCAAUAACAUGGUAUUUUCAUAGCCAUGUUAUAUUUCUCUAAACUCUCUUGCGGUGUGCGUGCAACUUGAUUCAAAAUUCCAGUGUGCAAACAAUAUCUAAUUUCUUCUCUCAUUUGCAUAUACCCGACAUUUGGAAACCCUUUGGCACGUUAAUCCUUAUAAUUCCAAUAUCUAGUGUUUUAUGUAAUUCUUUUGUAUUUCAUUUGGGAGAAUCACAUCUUUCAGAGAUGUUUAGUAUAGAAACAUGUCAUUUGUCUUAUAUUAAGUUGUUUGUUCUGUAAUAACCAAAAUGAUACAGUGAGGGAAAAAAGUAUUUGAUCCCCUGCUGAUUUUGUAUAUUUGUCCACUGACAAAGACAUGAUCAGUCUAUAAUUUGAAUGGUAGGUUUAUUUGAACAGUGAGAGACAGAAUAACAACAAAAAAAUCCAGAAAACGCAUGUCAAAAAUGUUAUAAAUUGUUUUGCAUUUUAAUGAGGGAAAUAAGUAUUUGACCCUCUCUCAAUAAGAAAGAUUUCUGGGUCCCAGGUGUCUUUUAUAUGGGUAACGAGCUGAGAUUAGGAGCACACUCUUAAAGGGAGUGCUCCUAAUCUCAGUUUGUUACCUUUAUAUAAGACACCUGUCCACAGAAGCAAUCAAUCAGAUUCCAAACUCUCCACCAUGGCCAAGACCAAAGAGCUCUCCAAGGAUGUCAGGGACAAGAUUGUAGAUCUACACAAGGCUGGAAUGGGCUACAAGACCAUCGCCAAGCAGCUUGGUGAGAAGGUGACAACAGUUGGUGCGAUUAAUCGCAAAUGGAAGAAACACAAAAUAACUGUCAAUCUCCCUCGGCCUGGGGCUCCAUGCAAGAUCUCACCUUGUGGAGUUGCAAUGAUCAUGAGAACGGUGAGGAAUCAGCCCAGAACUACACGGGAGGAUCUUGUCAAUGAUCUCAAGGCAGCUGGGACCAUAGUCACCAAGAAAACAAUUGGUAACACACUACGCCGUGAAGGACUGAAAUCCUGCAGCGCCCGCAAGGUCCCCCUGCUCAAGAAAGCACAUAUACAGGCCCGUCUGAAGUUUGCCAGUGAACAUCUGAAUGAUUCAGAGGAGAACUGGGUGAAAGUGUUGUGGUCAGAUGAGACCAAAAUCGAGCUCUUUGCCAUCAACUCAACUCGCCGUGUUUGGAGGAGGAGGAAUGCUGCCUAUGAUCCUAAGAACACCAUCCCCACCGUCAAACAUGUAGGUGGAAACAUUAUGCUUUGGGGGUGUUUUUCUGCUAAGGGGACAGGACAACUUCACCGCAUCAAAGGGACGAUGGACGGGGCCAUGUACCGUCAAAUCUUGGAUGAGAACCGCCUUCCCUCAGCCCGAGCAUUGAAAAUGGGUCGUGGAUGGGUAUUCCAGCAUGACAAUGACCCAAAACACACGGCCAAGGCAACAAAUGAGUGGCUCAAGAAGAAGCACAUUAAGGUGCUGGAGUGGCCUAGCCAGUCUCCAGACCUUAAUCCCAUAGAAAAUCUGUGGAGGGAGAUGAAGGUUCGAGUUGCCAAACGUCAGCCUCAAAACCUUAAUAGCUUGGAGAAGAUCUGCAAAGAGGAGUGGGACAAAAUCCCUCCUGAGAUGUGUGCAUACCUGGUGGCCAACUACAAGAAACGUCUGACCUCUGUGAUUGCCAACCAAGGGUUUUGCCACCAAGUACUAAGUCAUGUUUUGCAGAGGGGUCAAAUACUUAUUUCCCUCAUUAAAAUGCAAAUCAAUUUAUAAAAUUUUUGACAUGCAUUUUUCUUGAUUUUUUUAAUGUUAUUCUGUCUCUCACUGUUCAAAUAAACCUACCAUUAAAAUUAUAGACUGAUCAUGUCUUUGUCAGUGGGCAAACGUACAAAAUCAGCAGGGGAUCAAAUACUUUUUUCCCUCACUGUAUGUCACUUAACCUUAAUUCAGAAUGUAGGACAAAUUAUUUUAUUUUUCUCAAUGUUUAGGCCUACAGUCUUGGUUACUUGGUUUUCAAUGGCAAUUGUAAAGUACUGCAUGCAUCUGAGAUGUGAUUCACUAUACCAAAAACUGUAACCAUGAUCCAUGCCGUAUUUAUUGAAUUGCUAUUUGUAAGGUAGGUGUUUUCCCCGAUGUUCCAAUUACAUACUUCUCAGCUAGUGUGAAAACAAUUAGGCUUUAAGCCUGGUAAUAUUUCAGCCUCGUAAUGAUAAUACCCUGUCAUUUACGAAGUUAAUCAGUUAUGAGAAGUUAGUUAUGAUUGCCGUUUAUGAGCAACAUAUUUCCUCUGCUGUUGCUUUCUCAGGUGAGUGUCCUGACCACCCUGGAGCGACGAUUCAACCUCCAAAGUGCCGAUGUGGGUGUGAUCGCCAGCAGCUUUGAGAUUGGCAACCUGGCUCUUAUCCUAUUCGUCAGCUACUUCGGGGCCAAAGCCAACCGGCCAAGGUUGAUUGGCUGUGGGGGUAUCGUCAUGGCGCUAGGAGCUCUUCUGUCAGCACUGCCAGAGUUUCUAACCAACCAAUACGAGGUCAAGCCAGGGCAGACAUGGAGGACUGAGGUGGGCAGGAAUGGGUGUGCCAACAGUACCAGGAAUGGUGGGCAGUAUAUAGAGGAGUUGUGUUCCAACAAGGCAAACACCAACAUGAUGUACCUGCUGCUGAUUGGGGCCCAGAUGCUGCUGGGGAUUGGAGCCACCCCAGUUCAGCCCUUGGGCGUGUCCUACAUAGAUGACCAUGUGAAGAGGAAAGACUCCUCUCUGUAUAUAGGUAAGUUAGUUAGAUGCAUUAAUACACUAUGGGGAUACGUUACUACACUACAGGGAUACGUUAAUACACUAUAGACCAGAUUUACUACACGCAGACUCCACUUCACACGUCAUUUUAAUUAGGAAAUAAAACAUAAAAGGUGGACCAUAGAGUUUAAUGAAGGUUCAGGAGGGAAGGAUCUCAUUGUGUCAUUGUGAUCCUCCAUUUCUAUUUAACCUUCAGUUAAUAGAAAUGGAGGAUCACAAUGACACGAUGAGAUUUUGUCAAGGUGACAGAGACAUUUUGAGGGAUAAUUCCCCUGUAGCUCAGUUGGUAGAGCAUGGCACUUGCAAUGCCAGGGUUGUGGGUUCGUUUCCCACGGGGGGCUAGUAUGAAAAUGUAUGCACUCACUAACUGUAAGUCGCUCUGGAUAAGAGCGUCUGCUAAAUGACUAAAAUGUAAAAAAAAAAAGACAUUUCACUGCAAUAUGUGCUCUUUUUUUCUGUAUUUGAGUGUGCUACUCUGUAGCUCAGCUGUGAGAGCAUGGCUCUUGCAAUGCCAGGAAAGUGGGUUUGAUUCCCAAGACCAUAACUGUAAGUCGCUUUGGCUAGAAGCGUCUGCUAUAUGGCAUUUAGCUAUUAUAUUAUAUAUUGAAAUAAUAUUUAAGAGAAGGAGAUUGUUAUCACACUAGCAUUUCAAAAUCUAUUUGUUCCAGUGCCAAGAGGUUCAUAAGACUACCCAAAUUGGCCCAUCUGUAUGGUGGAAGGACAAACAGUGGUUGUGUUUGUCUGCUGAUCACUGCCGGAAGGUGCAGUGUGUACACAGCCCUGCCUCUGAGUCAAUACAGCAUGAAUGUAUUCUCUGUGUUGUGCUCAGUCUUUCUUUUGUCCCCAAGCACAAUCUGGCCCAUGUGACUGCCAGGUGAGCAGAUCUGUGAGGGGUUUAUUAUCUCCGUUACGUUUGUGCUGGAGUCACAGUCAAGUGCUGAUGCCUGGGAUGAAACAGGAGCAUAAAAGUGCAAAAUGUCUCCACUCAGCUGGCUUGCGCUCUCACACAGGCAUUUGACCAACUGCUGACGUGGCUUUUCAAGGUUUAACAGUGCAUUCAAAGCACUUUAUGAGCUAACCUUCAAUAGCAGAUGAUUGUGUGCAAAUGUACUGUAAGGAUACUGUCUCUUUGCAGUGCCUUACUGCAUAUUUGAAUAUAUUUCACUGAUGUUUGGUAAGAUAUACUGUGGUCAGUCAUCCCAACAAACAUCUCAAAAUUAGGGGUUGUCUGGCUUUGAUGUAUUUGCUCUGCUGAUUGUAAAGGCCAAUGUAUUGACAACACACUAAUGUUGUUCUACCUUGCACAUUGAGCAUUCAGUAUAUGUGUGUCAUGAGCCCCCCUUGUAUAACCACAAUGAAAUCAAAUCAAAUUGUAUUUGUCACAUGCGUCGAAUACAACAGGUGUGGACUUUACUGUGAAAUGCUUACUUACGAGCCCUUUCCCAACAAUGCAGAAUUAAAAAGUAAAAAAUAAAUAAUAAUAUAAUAAGACAAAAAAAGGAAAUAGUAACACAAUAAAAUAACAAUAAUGAGGCUAAAUACAAGGAGUACCGGUACCGAGUCAAUGUGCAGGGGUAGGAGGUAGCUGAGGUAAUAUGUACAUGUAGGUAGGGGUACUCCUGAGUGGCGCAGUGGUCUAAGGCACUGCAUCGCAGUGCUAGCUGUGCCCCUAGAGAUCCUGGUUCGAAUCCAGGUUCUGUCGUAGCCGGCCGUGACCGGAAGACCCAUGGGGCGGCGCACAAUUGGCCCAGCGUCGUCUAGGGUAGGGGAGGGAAUGGCCGGCAGGGGAUGUAGCUCAGUUCGGGGGUUAUGAAAAAACAAACAAACAAAAAAAUAUAUAUAUAUAAUUUUUUUUUUUAAGUAAUGUAUGCACUAACUGUAAGUCACUCUGGAUAAGAGCGUCUGCUAAAUGACUAAAAUGUAAUGUAAAAUGGGUAAAAGUGACUAGGCAAUCAGGAUAGAUAAUAAACAUAGUAGCAGCAGCGUAUGUGAAAGUGUGUCUAUCUGUGAGUGUGUGUGUAUGGCGUCAAUAUGCAUGUGUGUGUGAGCAUAUGUAGUGUGUCUUGGAGUGUCAGUGUGAGUGUGUGGGUAGAGCCAGUGCAAGCAUGUCAGUGCAAAAAAAAAAGAGGUCAAUGGAGUCGUAGACACCGCCUGGUAUAGAGAUCCUGGAUGGCAGGGAACUUGGCCCCAGUGAUGUACUGGGACGUACGCACUACCCUCUGUAAUGUCUUGCGGUCGGAUACCAAGCAGUUGCCAUACCAAGAGGUGAUGCAGCCAGUCAAAAUGAUCUUGAUAGUGCAGCUGUAUAACUUUUUGAGGAUCUGAGGGCCCAUGUAAAAUCUUUUCAGCCUCCUAAGGGGGAAGAGGCGUUGUCGUGCCCUCGUCAUGACUGUGUUGCUGUGUUUGUGUGUUUACACACCAUAGCUUUGUUAAAUAUUUAUUCUGAUUGGCUGAAGGGCGAAAACAGGGCAUGUUACAUGACAUCACAGCCUUUAGGCUAAAUGCUGGCUGCUGGUUAAAAUCUGCUGCUAUAGGAUUAGGAUAUAGGAAUUCACAGUCAUCUCACAAGUCGAGAUGAAGCAAAAAUCAUGUUUAUGAUUGCAACUCGCUUUAAAGACCUACAGUUGUCAAGGUGACAAAGAUACAUCCUUGAGGGGUAAUUGGACAUUUCCCUGCAACAUGUGCUCUUUCUUCUUUUUUUUGGGGAGACAAGGUCCAUCCUGAUACAUUCACAACAUUAGUAAUGGGGAUGACAUUUGUUAGUGUAACACUGAUGUGUUGGUCAAACUCAAGCCAAAGGCCUUCAGUGUCUUGUAUGAUCUCAGGCCAACAGCAUAUACCUCCCCAACUUUCAUUCUUAGUCCUAGCUAUUUUUCUUAGUGUGCUCUGCUUUGUCUAGAAGCGACAGAAACAAACAAGCACAGAACAGCUUUGACGUAAGUCACAACUGCAGCGCCUUGUUAGCACUGUACAGUAGGAAGUGGACUGAUUAAAGUUAGGCAGGCAUAGAGGGAGAUUUGGUGCGGUUCUCCUCAUAAGCUGCAAUGAGAGUUGGAGGAAAACAAACGGUGAGCAUUAGAGAACAAUGUGGUAUUGAGUUGGGAGCAUGUGCUCAGUUGAUCGUCCUAAUCCCCAUGCUGCGGGCAUGUCAUGUGCUUGUAACAGCAUGAAUGGAGGAGAUUGUCUGAAUCUCUCUAUUAUUUGCUGCAGCACCCCCAUGAAAAAUCAGAAUAUAUACACUACCGUUCAAAAGUUUGGGGUCACUUAGAAAUGUCAUUGUUUUCGAAAGAAAAGCAAUUUUUUUGUCCAUUAAAAUAACAUAAAAUUGAUCAGAAAUACAGUGUAGACAUUGUUAAUGUUGUAAAUGGCUAUUGUAGCUGGAAACAGCUGAUUUUUUAUGGAAUAUCUAAAUAGGCGUACAUAGGCCCAUUAUCAGCAACCAUCAGUCCUGUGUUCCAAUGGCACGUUGUGUUUGCUAAUCCAAGUUUAUCAUUUUAAAAGGCUAAUUGAUCAUUAGAAAACCCUUUUGUAAUUAUGUUAGCACAGUUGAAAACAGUUGUGCUGAUUAAAGAAGCAAUAAAACUGGCCUUCUUGAGACUAGUUGAGUAUCUGGAGCAUCAGCAAUUGUGGGUUCGAUUACAGGCUCAAAAUGGCCAGAAACAAAUAACUUUCUUCUGAAACACGUCAAUCUAUUCUUGUUCUGAUAAAUGAAGACUAUUCCAUGUGAGAAAUUGCCAAGAAACUGAAGAUCUCGUACAACGCUGUGUACUACUCCCUUCACAGAACAGCGCAAACUGGCUCUAACCAGAAUAGAAAGAGGAGUGGGAGGCCCCUGUACACAACUGAGCAAGAGGACAAAUACAUUAGCGUGUCUAGUUUGAGAAACAGACGCCUCACAGGUCCUCAACUGGCAGCUUCAUUAAAUAGUACCCGUGAAACACCAGUCUCAACGUCAACAGUGAGGAGGCGACUCCGGGAUGCUGACCUUCUAGGCAGAGUUGCAAAGAAAAAGCCAUAUCUCAGACUGGCCAAUAAAAAGAAAAUAUUAAGAUGGGCAGUCUGAGAUAUGGCUUUUUCUUUGCAACUCUGCCUAGAAGGUAGAGAAGCAAACACAACGUGCCAUUGGAACACAGGACUGAUGGUUGCUGAUAAUGGGCCUCUGUACGCCUAUGUAGAUAUUCCAUAAAAAAUCAGCCGUUUCCAGCUACAAUAGCCAUUUACAACAUUAACAAUAUCUACACUGUAUUUCUGAUCAAUUUUAUGUUAUUUUAAUGGACAGAAAUAUUGCUUUUCUUUCGAAAACAAGGACAUUUCUAAGUGACCCCAAACUUUUGAACGGUAGUGUAUGUAUUUUUGAGAGAUAAUUUUUUUUCCACAAAAGAAGUGCACUGGGCCUUUACUAUUCCUGUAUUAGCGGACCGAUAUAGCUGUCUGUACAGGGGGCAUAUAUAGCCCCCCAAAAAAAAAAAAACUCAAAACAUAAUCGCAGCACCCCCAAACAUCCUACUGUGGCUAUGAAUGUAUUGUGUGAUUAUUCAUGAAACAUUAUCCGCUGGGAACGUACACAUUGUUACAGUAAUCAGAUAAAGUGGUCCUCUGUAGCUCAGCUGGUAGAGCACGGCGCUUGUAACGCCAAGGUAGUGGGUUCGAUCCCCGGGACCACCCAUACAUAAAAAAAUGUAUGCACGCAUGACUGUAAGUCGCUUUGGAUAAAAGCGUCUGCUAAAUGGCAUAUUAUUAUUAUUAUUAUUAAAGUUGUACUUAAGUUGUGUUUUGCAGUAUUUUUCCUCUGCUAAAUAUUUUUCUAACACUUUUGCGAGACACUCCUGAUUCAGCAUGACAGCAUUGACUUUCACUGCCUGGUAAUCACCAGUCUCAAAAAGCUGAAAUAGAUACUUCUGUAUUUUCACAUACAGAAAUAUAUUAUUUUUGAUCAAUGCAGAACAAACACACCCAUAGAUACAUUACUAAAGAAAAAUCACCCCAACAUACUGUACCUGCCUGGGGAGGCUGAAUAUGUUGUUUUAAAUGGGCUUAAUACAUCCCAAAGGCCCAUGAUAUGAAGGUUAAUAGCUGGUGUUAUGGUAGCCUAAUUGAUUCUGUAUGUUUAAUGACUAAAACAGACACUGUCAGCAUAGUGAUUACCCUUUAGCCUCCUAGUCCGCCAUCAGUCUGUCCCUUACAGAAAAAUCACAUGAUUUCACGUGAAAUUUCACAUGUGAAAUCAUGUAAAUAAGUGUUUUUGGAACACUUCACGUGAAAUUCAUGUGAUUUUUCCGUAAGGGGUCUGUCUGUCUGUUUUUCGUCUGUCCGGCCUGAACAAUUCCACUACAUGCCCGCUAUGGGAGAUUUGACUCCUAUGCAUUACUGCUGUAAGCAUAUCCUGAAAUAACAGCCUCACAUACUGUCCAUGAAAUGGAUGGAGCAGUGCAGUGCAUUUAAAUGGCAUAAACGGUUGACAGAGGAGGAAGAAGUGAUAGUUGACCUAUAGGCAGUCAGAAAUAGAGAGCAGAACUACAGUAUACAAUAUGAUCCUUGUGACAGGUGAUGAAGACGUAUGCGCUAUUUGAACAUGUUAAAGAAAACUGCUUGUGAAAGGGAUCACUGUGUUCUCACUCUGACACAAUCAGGUUCAUACUGUACAUCAAUGUGUCAGGAGGCAUGAAUAUUCAUCUGCAGCUCACAGUAACGCCUCGCCUCAUUGUAUAGUGCAGUGAGACCCAGGGUGUGAGGUGAAACUGUGGUGAUUAGACUAAUAUACUACUACUAUCACACCAUUGGUAGAAGUCUCUGCUCAGAUUUAUGUUCUGCUGUGAUAUGUUAAUUUCUAAAUUAUCAUCAUCACAAGCUUUUGUUGUUGAUGGUGAUGUGAUGAUGAUGGCAGACGCCACCUGUAACAUGCAUAAUAUAUUAUUGUAAAUGGCCCUCCUGUAGCUCAGUUGGUAGAGCAUGGCGCUUGCAACACCAGGGUUGUGGGUUCUAUUCCCACGGGGGGCCAGUAUGAAAAAUGUAUGCACUCACUAACUGUAAGUUGCUCUGGAUAAGAGCGUCUGCUAAAUGACUAAAAUCUAAAUAGCCAAUGGUAUAAACUGUUCAGGUAAUGGCAGUAUGACAUCAGUGGAAGGCCUAGCCUGUGUAAAUGUGAGAGUGGGCUGUGGAGAAGAGAGCAGCAGAGCAGUGGUCUGUAGGAGUGAAGCCAUAAUUACAGAGUGAGGCAGGAAUGCCAACCAGCCAGCCAUGAGGUGGGUCUGAGCAGCCCGACUGCACAUGCAUACCACAUGUGAAAAACAACUCCUACUGACUCGGAGACAGGGCUGGGCUGGCCUGGGCAGAAGGACUGGGGCUGUCUCUCCCUGCCACCACACUGUUUACAAAGCAGGACUUAUAGUACUAAUCAGCAGAUAAAACGGAUUCAAACGAUGUUGGCAUUUUUUAUAUAGCAGCACUUACAGAGGGUUCUCAAACUGACUGACUUUUCAGGAGAAGUAGGCCUGCUUUAAGUCUGGCCACUGCUGAUCCAGUUGGUUUUACUUUCAGUUUUGGGAUCUGUCACUGUUGAACUUGUGGAUGCAGUCAUGUUGAGCACUGAACAUUGUAUUAUUUUCCUCAAAUGGAAUACUAAGGGUUGAAAGGAUUAGUCUAGGAAGGGGUGAAAUUGCUUCCAUCACGACUUGGUGCUGCGGAUAAACACUGUGUUUUACGAGAUUUUCUUGUUUUCCAUGUCUAGACGUAGGCACUCAGUUGGGCCAAAGGAAGCAAAUAUGAUUAGAGAGUUAGAGUCAACAGGAUCUCCCUCCGUUCCCACUGCUCUUUCACCAUCUAGUUUUAAUUAUGGCUCUUCCCACAGGGCCUUGGGUUGCAAAAACAUACUGCAGAUACAUGUAUAGUGGUUUAGCAAUGACGCUCCCUCCAAAAAGCAUUAGGCCUUAACCCUACCCAUCCACCUCUUACUGCUUUUGAGGCUUUUUCCAGUCUGGGUAGUCUCCUGUAACACGAGAGGACCUAUAUGCAGAUGGAAAGGAUCACAUUUGUUUAUUCAGUGUCAAUGUAUAAAGUGGUUAUGAUGGGCUCAAUUAUUGAUGUGCUUUUUGCCACUAUUGAAAAAGGCUGUAUUUCUAGGAUCUGGGGUCUGACACAGAUGGUUGUUUGAUGAUUGGAAAAGUGUUAUUAGUGCUCUGCAUCAGCUAAUUUAAUAUCAUAUUAACUUCCCAGGUUUCAGAAAUGUUUUCCUAGAUGUGAGGGGAUGCCAUAAUAGGAUGAACAUGCUUGGAUCUUUUCUAUCUUGUCUUUUUAAAUGAAUGCUUCAUGCAUUGUCAUUGAUAAAGAUAGGAAUAGUGAAAGAAGAUUCGAAUAGAAGCAUCUAUCAGAGAUGUGGCCUUUUGAAAUGCAAUUCCAUUUAUCGGCACUCUGGUGUUAAACUUUGACGUUUGAGGCUUCAUGUACCGACGGCAGCAGUCUGAGGCCCCAGCAGAGCAGAGCAGGAGAGGGGAAGAAUGCUCUGUCUGUUCCAGCGUAUAAAGUACUCCAGUCUCUCCCUGGCCAACACAAAACUGUGCAGGCACAGGUAGUGCACACACACACACACAGAGACACUCACACCCGCACAUACACACAGUCCCUGGGCUCUGCCACAAAGUCAAUCCAAACUAUAUAUGACAGACUAGCUACUGAGGGGGAACACACAAAGGUCCUUCUUUUUUUAAUAUGGCCGGAGACAAGUGCCUACUGUGGAAAGCCACAAAUAUGCUAUUCUUACCUGAUAAUUUUUGCAGCCUAAAGCAAUUUGCAUGUGCUUACUGGCAGACACUCCCACAGUAGCCCCUUACAUUACAGUUUCUGAAACUAAAACUCAAGACCUUUACUUCAAAUCGUCCUGGGAUGAGUCACUUCAAGACAUGCCCAAAGAGAAAAAAUGUCACGCCCUGACUCAAGGGACUUGUAUUUGUUGAGUCAGGGUGUGUAUUUUCUGUGUUGGGUUUGUUCUAUGUUAGAUUCUAGUAUUCUAGAUCUAUGUUGGCCUGUGUGGUUCCCAAUCAGAGACAGCUGUCGCUCGUUGUCUCUGAUUGGGGACCAUACUUAGGCAGCCUUUUGGCACGAGUUAGUUGUGGGAUCUUCUUCCGUGUGAGGUAUGUUAUUUGUCUACCUUGGACUUCACGUUUCGUUUGUUGUUUUUGUCGUGUUGGUUAUUCGUUAAUAAACAUGUAUGCUUAUCACGCUGCGCCUUGGUCCGUCUCGUUCGUAAACGACCGUGACAAAAAAGGACACGUUAACAUACUGUAUGAUGAACAUUAUGAAGACAAGACAGGUUUUUGUUUAAUUUAACACGUUCUUAUUUAAAGAGUAAACAGAUAUUCUCCUGAGAUAUCAAGUCACUUCACGAGAUAAUUUCCACCGUAUUUACAAUAUCAACAUCAACUACAUUUUACCAUACAUCAACCUAUGUUAGCUCUGUUACAAAUGUCACUUCAGCUUUGGUUCUGUAAGGAGUCUGCUGUGGUUGUUGCAGUGGCAUAGGUCCUCGAGAGACCUGUCAACAUUCUGCAAAAAUGUUCCGACUCCAAACAGUGGCUUCAGCAAGGCGUGUUUAUAAGAUACUUAAACUCAGCGCUGUAAUGUCAUCUUGAAGGAUUAGAUUCUAAAUGGGUUUUUCCAUCUCUGCGAUAAACUCCAUGCUGAGUGUGCCCUAGCAACACCAGUUUGUUUUAUUUCAAGACAAUAAAAAGCAUGGAUUCAUCAACAGGCAGCAGAGAAGUUCUCUUCAUCAUUGUGUUGUGUGGACCUGCCCCUCUACUAGCCUGACAGCAGGCCUGGCAUCACCUGCAUAGCUGCAUAACUCCCUGGAUGGUUCAGAGGCACCGCUAUAGUAGAUACACACCAGUUGUCAGAGCACAGUGGUCUUACUGAGCCAUGCCAAUUUGAUCUAACUGCUCAACAACAAGCUAGCAUGUCUGGAGAGUGCUGAGAAAUAGUAAUACACAUGCAUUGGAAAAUCUAAUCAUGGAAAGAAAUCACAUAAUGCAGACUUAAAUGUAAAAUAAUGUGUUUAAGACAAUUAGACGCAGGAGACCUUGUACCCAAAAGAGCACACAGUCUGGUAAAUUACAACCUGUACUACAGUGAUUGAUAAGUGAUAGCCAUUAUUAAGAGUCAUCAUAAAAUUAUACUGGGCGGAUAACGUCAUUAUCAUUAGUUGAAUCUGCUGUCGUUAUUUAAACUUAAUGAUAGCAUUUAUCAAUGCUGUCUGCUGAUGAAGCAAAACAAAUGCCAUGCAGUGCUAGUGAGUCAUCUCCUGUGCCCUGUAUCAGUGAAGCAGGAACAGGCUCAUGUAGUUUGUAGCAGCUUCCAUUUGGGCCUUCCUCAUGUUAUCCUUCAGUUGUCCAACACUAUGGUUAUACCAGCCAGUCAUUACUGCUGUCCAUGGCACAAUUCUGUUGUUAUGUGUCUGGUUUGGCUGCUCGUAGUUAAACGUCAGAUGGUGUCACUACAUUUCUUUGUGUGCUGUUUGGGCAUCUGGACACAGUAUUGCUGUGUACUUGUUAAUACACAGAUUCUGUAUGAGAUUAAGGAUGAGCUACAUUAGUAAGGCCUGUUUCCGCUGUAUGAACCUGCUUUUGGCUGUUGACCCCGAUGUGACACCACAUUGCGUGAAGGCUAUACUUUCUGAGUGGACCUGAAUAAAUGACAAAUGAGGGCAUAAACUUGUCACUCAAGCAGUGAUGUCUCAGUGUGCAAACUUUAGCUAAAGGUGAGGGAUAAGAGCUAUAUGGUUUCUUUAUUAUAAUAUGUUACUGUAUCUUUAUUGAUGUCAAUAUAACACAGCACCAUUAUCGCCAAUGUUUAUAGCUAUGUAUCUAAAAGCUGAGCAGGUCCUUUAUCAGGCCUUAGAAUGAUGCUCUAAAGAGUUGUCUGUGUGCCAGAUACUGUCAUCUCUCUCGUAGUUCUUGCUAAUGCUCCUAUCAGAGUCUAGUUAACCAGGAAGUGUUACAGUUAACUGCCCAUGUGCCGUGGCUUAUCUCUGCUUUGGAGAGUGUGGACCUCAAAGAAUUCUUGAGCACAUUACCCAGCCUAGAAGCUGCAGUGUGGCUCACGGGUGCUGGGCUAGCCAGAUGAGCACCGUGCAUCCGCUCCUUCCAGUUGGGCUCACCAGAGAGGGAUGUGGAGGUUGAGUUUGGAAGCCUCAAAAUAGGUCAAACCUCUGGAUGAAGUGGGUCAGUGUUGGAUAACAGACGAGGCCCAGAGCCCCAGAGGGAGGCCUUAACACGGUAAAACCAGAGCAGUGUGCUGCCUGCCACCCGUGGCCUGCCUCUCAACAUAUCACUCACUGUACAGUACAGCCCGCCAUCUGCAGCACUGGAGAGUAGGGCCAGUGGCCUGGUACACUGCCCAUCCAGAGAGACUGCCCCUCCCAAACUACCCCACCCCUCUCCUGCCUGACCCCUCCUCUACCACUCUGAGCCCUGUUACUUUAUAGCCUGGGCUAUCUGUUUGUCUAAAUGCUUAGGGAAGGUAGAGUGGAUGUGUGUUGGGCUAGGCAGAGGCUGGUCAUCAUAACCUCAUCAUCUCCCUCUCUAUCUCCAAUCCCUGUGGCCUCAGUAAACCCGUCAUCAUGCAACCUUUUCAAGGCAAUCUGGGUCAGACCCUGUCACCGCUGAUUAAAAAGGGGAUUUUUUUUGGUUCGGUCAGGGGGGGAGGGACAAGGGCAUAGGAGGCAGAUCAUAAACACAACAUCAGCAAGCCAUUGCCACGGAAAUGCCUGUUUGUCUAGCUGGUUCUGACUAUUAGAUUGAGAUGCUCAGCCUUUCCCCUGACACGGCUGUCGGCUCUGGCCCUAUGCCUGCUGGGAAGGAUGCAGCUGUCAGAAGGCUCAGGCUGAUCUGAGAGGCGAGCCUCCGCUCACAACACAGUGACACAGGGAAGUGUUCACAAAUGACAGCCCAGAAACUGGCCCUUCAUUUUUAGAAGAACGCAAGAUCCACACCGUUUUUGGAUGCACCGUAGCUGUUCAUUUUCUGAGGUUAGGUUGACCUUGUGGUUGAUGCUCAAAAUGUGCAGAUUCACUCUCCUCUCCUGGCAUUAGUACAAAUCCCCAGCCUCAUUGAUUGAGUGGUCUGUAAGUAGUGGCUCUGAGGGUUCCUAGGAUUACCCAGUAGCAUGUUCAGCACUUUAUCCCUGUAUCAAUGCUGACGUGGAGCGAAGGAUAACAUUGCCUAAUUAAAUGGACUUGGAUCAAUAGCGCAGGCAGUGAUUAUUACAAACAAUCAGAUGUUAGAUUGAAUCAACCUUUAUUAAAUAGCCAGGGGCUGGAGGUCCCUCUCGCUGGUGUCCUGUAUUCUCUAGGUUUUCAAUGAAUUCACAGGAGUUUACUAUGUGUGUUUCUCAAUAUGCAUACUACCGUGCUGUGAGCAGGAAAAUUAGAGCACGCAGCGGUCGGAGUAUGAGUCCAAAUCAAAGAAUACGAAACGGAGAACGAAGGGCACUUCUUGGAUGCGUACUCCGUUUGUACAUAUUUCGAAACAUGCAUCUAUGCAAGCUUCAACAAAACAUUUUCAGGAUUGUUGACGUAAUAUGACGCAACCACAAAAUGUAUUGAAAACAUUCACGUCUCAUAUGUUACCGGACUACAAUAUUUUAUCUUUAUACAUUAAUAAAUACAUACUGUGUUAACUUUGGCAUGUUUUCCUGCCUAAAAUAUCCACUGUAGUUUGUGGUGAUUGCAGGCUAACUGACAAAGAAUUGGUUGCUAGCUAGCUACCCACAAAUAAUUCGUAGCUAACGCUGUCCAUCUACUUUUCAUAACAACAUUUGUAUAUGUUGUUUUUUACAUGUAAAACUAGCUGGCUAGCUAGACUAAUACGAUUCACAUAUAGCUAGCUGAUAAUUAUGAAGUUACAAGCUUAUGUUUGCUUUAUGUACACUGACCGAAAAUAUAAACACAACAUGCAACAAUUUAAAAGAUUUUACUGAGUUACAGUUCAUGUAAGGAAAUCAGUCAAUUUAAAUAAAUUCAUUAGGCCCUAAUCUAUGGAUUUCACAUGACUGGGAAUAAAGAUAUGCAUCUGUUGGUCACAGAUACCUUUAAAAAAAAAAAGUAGGUGAGUGGACAGUUUGUGCAGAAAUCCUUCGGUUGUGUAAACCCACAGUUUCAUCAGCUGUCCGGGAGGCUGGUCUCAGAUGAUCCCACAGGUAAAGAAGACAGAUGUGGAGGUCCUGGGUGGCAUGGUUACACGUGAUCUGUGGUUCUGAGGCCGGUUGGACAUACUGCCAAAUUAUCUAAAAUGACGUUGGAGGCGGCUUAUGGUAGAGAAAUGAACAUGCAAUUAUCUGGCAACAGCUCUGUUGGACAUUCCUGCAGUCAGCAUGCCAAUUGCACGCUCCCUCGAAACUUGAGAUAUCUGUAGUAUUGUGUUGUGUGCACAUUUUAGAGUGGCCUUUUAUUAUCCCCAGCACAAGGUGCACCUGUGUAAUGAUCAUGCUGUUUAUUCAGCUUCUUGAUAUGCCACACCUGUCAGGUGGAUGGAUUAUCUUGGCAAAGGAGAAAUGCUCACUAACAGGGAUGUAAACUAAUUUGUGCAAAACAUUUCAGAGAAAUAAGCUUUUUGUGCGUAUGGAACAUUUCUGGGAUCUUUUUUUCAGCUCAUGAAACAUGGGACCAACAUUUUACAUGUUGCGAUUAUAUUUUUGUUCAGUGUAGUUAUCUUGUUUAAUCUGUAUUGGUCAAAGGUAAUGCAGUAGGACGGGAGGGUGCAGUGCUUCUCAAAUGUACAUUUUUAUGCGUUCUCCACACUCGUCCUCACAAGAACGUACUCAAGAGAGCGUCCUCGGAGAACGAACUCGGAGAGUGUGGAGCACGAUUGUUGCAUAUUGAGAAACAGCCUAUGUUUAAUCACUAUGUCUCUGAGAAAAAAGAUGACCUGAUACAAAAGCUGAUGAACUGUAGGCCUUUCUAUUUUCAUUCAAUAACGCCUUAACGGUAAAAUAUUCUGGCCUUGCCUCACCACAUUCUGAUAUCACUUCCACAUUUCACUUCCAAAUCUAACCCUUUCCACAUUACAGAUCACUGCCAACCUCUCCCUCUCCAUUGAACAAGCUUCACAUUUGGCAAACCCCAUCAAUUUACCCACUUCCUCAGGAUUCAGAACAAUUAAGAUUGAAUUGUAAUUUGUGGCAUAUAUACCCUUGUCCAAGCAGCUUCAUUAUAUUUCCCUUGUUGAGGAAGGAGGAACCAUGCUGUUGGCGUCUCUAGCCUGGUAAUUAGGCCAAGCCACCUGCUGAAGGAGCUGCUACCAGCUGCAGGCAGUCACUGAUCCCUUUACCCUGCACUGGCUCCUCCUCUCCUUCUAUGGGGCAGCUGGGGGCACUCCAGUAAAAGAGGUCAGAGAGCUGCGCACUGUCUUAGCCUCCCAUAGACCGCCUGAUGUUUGUUCUGCCUGCCACCACCCAUAAGCACAAUGGACACUGUGUGUGUCACACUCAGCCCUCAGGAAAACAUCUAAGGCAGCAUUACAAACUGCAACAAGGCCAACACAGUAGGAAUUAGUAUUUUCCCGGAAAUCUACCAAGUUUCAAUACCGGGAAUAAUUAAUAUUUAUCCCGAGAGUCCCAAGAGUCCUGGGAAUACUGAAAAAAAUCCCAUUUGAAGCAUUUAAAACCAAGAUAUGGUCACUAUGCCAGGGUUCUCCUAAAAUAAGAUUGUCGCUGCGCCACAUUGCCGGCUUGGCUGCGUCACUGUAAAGAUUUCACAAGAAGUGAAACUGAUAUUUAGUAAUGAUAGAGUAACUCUGAUUGCCAAUGACAUUGUUGUGAAUUGCGAAACAGGCCGUUCAUAAAUUCAGAGCGUUAUCAUGUUCCUCAAUUAAUUCAGCGCAUUUCAGCAGUAGGCCUAAGCUAUCUCGACACAGAGCGCGCUCAGGACGCACAGAGCGCACCCCGAGUAGGCUAUAGUAUUGUCGAAUCAUACAAACUUUGUAACGGCAGUCAAACAGAAGCCAAAUGACCAAAGUUGCUAAGCUUUCUAGAUAACCUCCAACGAAUGACAGAAUAUCUCCUAUUUGGCAAAAUUGAGUUGAUGAUAAUACAGAUAGCAGAUCAGCUCAUGAAUAACGGGGAGAUGAAGAGAGGAAAUUGUUUAAAUAUCAAGGUAUCGUAACGGGGACCAACUCUGUUGGAAAAAUAUAUAUAUCUACUCUCAUACUGUUUGUUGAUCACAUAUUCUCUACCGAAGCGCUCAUAUGGGCAGCAAUAUGAGACAGCGCAGAGAAGCGAGGGAAAUGUUAUAGCGCUAUUUUGACAUGAUAGGCAAGACAUGCUUUGAUAAUUCUACCUAUGGAUUCCAGAAUAAAGUUAGGAAUUUUCAUGCGAUUUUGGGAUUCAGUGGGAUUGAGACGAUAGGACAAUAGCCUAGGCUCUAUAUAAGACUAUAUAAGGCUACUGCGUGAGUCAAUAGAUACAUAAUACACUUGAUUUAGGCUACAUUAUUGCAUGCUAAAUGUUUUUGAUCAGUGAUAGAUGAGUAAACAAAUAAAUGAGCCACUUCCACUUGUCCAGCCAGAGAUCAAUUAACCAAAUAUACAGACAGAGAUUCAGUGAAACAAAAUCACAUUUAUUGAUUAUCGGACAAGUCACAGGUUUUUGGUCAGGAGUAGGACAGGUUACUACGCGAGUGAAGAGCAAGCAGACUUGUAUAACAUGCUAGCAAAAUGUUCUGAUCAUCUAAUACAGUGCCUUGCAAAAGUAUUCAUCCCCCUUGGCGUUUUUCCUAUUUUGUUGCAUUACAACCUGUAAUUUAAAUGGAUAUCUAUUUGGGUUUUCAUGUAAUGGACAUACACAAAAAAUGGCCAGCAAAAAGCCAUUGCUUCAAGAAAAAAAUAAGCAAACACGUUUGGUGUUCGCUAAAAGGCAUGUGGGAGACUCCCCAAACAUAUGGAAGAAGGUACUCUGGUCAGAUGAGACUAAAAUUGAGCUUUUUGGCCAUAAAGGAAAACGCUAUGUCUGCCGCAAACCCAACACCUCUCAUCACCCCGAGAACACCAUCCCCACAGUGAAGCAUGGUGGUGGCAGCAUCAUGCUGGGGGCGAUAUUUUUCAUCGGCAGGGACUGGGAAACUGGUCAGAAUUGAAGGAAUGAUGGAUGGCACUAAAUACAGGGAAACCUGUUUCAAUCUUCCAGAGAUUUGAGACUUGGACGGAGGUUCACCUUCUAGCAGGACAAUGACCCUAAGCAUACUGCUAAAGCAACACUCGAGUGGUUUAAGGGGAAACAUCUAAAUGUCUUGGAAUGGCCUAGUCAAAGCGCAGAUCUCAAUCCAAUUGAGAAUCUGUGGUAUGACUUAAAGAUUGCUGUACACCAGCGGAACCCAUCCAACUUGAAGGAGCUGGGGAAGUUUUGCUGGGGCAGUUUUCAAAAUGGUCAAAACGGUGCUGAAACGGUGCUGAAAUGAUAAUUUAGGUGACCACACACAACUAUUGCUUUAAAUUAGUAUAAUGGUUGGAUAUGACUUUGGGAAUUUCAGUAUAAGCCAGAAUUUGAUACAUGCCUUCAAUUGCAUUAGCUUACUUUAUUCCAAUAUGUUCAUCAUUCAGUUGAUCAUAACUAAGGUGUUUUCCUCUCUGCGCUUUUUCUAGGCCCAAUGGCUGUUUCCUCGUCUCCUCAGUCUGGUGCCGCCCACCUCUGCCGUGUUGUUCUCAACACCAGAAUAAAUCAAUAUAACCUACUGUUUUCUAGAAAUCUGGCUUUUUUUUUGGGUUCGGCCUCAUUUAAAUUCUGUGACGUUGGACCAGGCCUGAGCUCGGGCUUCAGCUCACCGGUCUUGGGUUCUGAUGAGAACUCUACACUGCAUUCGGGUCUCGUGUGCAGUCCGGCAGUGUCAAUCAAGAGAGACUCUCGGACUGAAACAUUCACACUUUCAUUAAUUUACGAAAAGAUAGUUAAUUUGUGCCACAGUUUAAUUUCUGUGACGUUGGACCAGGGCUGGGCUCGGGCUUCAGCUCACCGGGCUUGGCUUCUGAUGAGAACUCUACACUGCAUUCGGGUCUCAUGUGCAGUCCGGCAGUGUCAAUCAAUAGAGACUCUCGUACUGAAACAUUCACACCUCCAUUAAUUUACGAAAAGAUAGUCAAUUUGUGCCACAGUUUAGACUACGGAUAGAUCAGCGUUCUAACUUCCCCUUGUGAUAGUGUAGUGCAAUGACAGAAUUACUCAAUUUACCACAAUCUGCCACCAUCGACCACAAACAGUCAAGGCAUAAGCUUGAAACUUUUAAAGGAAGAACCACUGUAUGUGCUUUGAAUUUAUGGCAACUUUGUGUGAAGUAAAUAUGAUAGGCUAAAAGCUUCCUUGCGACAAACUAUUUGGAUAAUGUGCCAUCAAAAAGAAAAUGCCAAUCUGCUGCUGCGCAUGUUGUGUAUUUUGUGGAAUUGCAUUAGUGCAACAUUGGGGGAAAAUGUAGUAAUUUUCUGGAUCUUGUCCGAAUUUAUCUCCCUAAUGUAGGUAUUCAGGCUAAUGAGGACUUUCUCCCCUACCUGGAAUGGUGUGAGUGUGGUGACACAAGGUUAAGACCCACAGAUUAUCCGACUACAUGUCAGGGUCAGGUAGACUAAUGCUGUUGACUUACGGUGUUUAGCAGUGGAAAAAGAUAGAACUCUUCACACGUACGUAGGCAAAACUAAAAACACACGCACACAGACACACACGUACAGUAUGCACGCACACAUAGGAUGACGUCAUUACGUAAUGACGUAAAACUGUGUCAUUACGUAGAAUACACAAUAACGUUACUCAAAUUGACUGGCCAUCUCUGCGACAAAUAUGAUUUGACAUUCGUUAGUUUAGAUUUCUUUGUUUAUUAUCACAUUUUUAUUUGUAAAAGUAAUAUAAACACAACACAUUUUAUAUGAUCAGAUAUUUUUAUUUUUAAACACAACACAUUGAAUUAUGGAACAAUUACACAUUACACAUUAUUGAACAAUUACAUUUUAUUUAUUUUCUUAUUAACUAGUAAACCUACACAUUCUGAACAAUUAUUUUAAGCAGUGUACUGGUAGUUAGUUAACAUGCUACCUAACUGAUCAACAAUUAUAGGUACAAGCUAAUAACAAGGUACAGUGGGGAGAACAAGUAUUUGAUACACUGCUGAUUUUGCAAGUUUUCCUACUUGCAAAGCAUGUAGAGGUCUUUAAUUUAUAUCAUAGGUACACUUCAACUGUGAGAGACGGAAUCUAAAACAAAAAUCCAGAAAAUCACAUUGUAUGAUUUUUAAGAAAUUAAUUUGCAUUUUAUUGCAUGACAUAAGUAUUUGAUACAUCAGAAAAGCAGAACUUAAUAUUUGGUACAGAAACCUUUGUUUGCAAUUACAGAGAUCAUACGUUUCCUCUAGGUCUUGACCAGGUUUGCACACACUGCAGCAGGGAUUUUGGCCCACUCCUCCAUACAGACCUUCUCCAGAUCCUUCAGGUUUCGGGGCUGUCGCUGGGCAAUACAGACUUUCAGCUCCCUCCAAAGAUUUUCUAUUGGGUUCAGGUCUGGAGACUGGCUAGGCCACUCCAGGACCUUGAGAUGCUUCUUACGGAGCCACCCCUUAGUUGCCCUGGCUGUGUGUUUCGGGUCGUUGUCAUGCUGGAAGACCCAGCCACGACCCAUCUUCAAUGCUCUUACUGAGGGAAGGAGGUUGUUGGCCAAGAUCUCGCGAUACAUGGCCCCAUCCAUCCUCCCCUCAAUACGGUGCAGUCGCCCUGUCCCCUUUGCAGAAAAGCAUCCCCAAAGAAUGAUGUUUCCACCUCCAUGCUUCAUGGUUGGUAUGGUGUUUUGGGGGUUGUACUCAUCCUUCUUUUUCCUCCAAACACGGCAAGUGGAGUUUAGACCAAAAAGCUCUAUUUUUGUCUCAUCAGACCACAUGACCUUCUCCCAUUCCUCCUCUGGAUCAUCCAGAUGGUCAUUGGCAAACUUCAGACGGGCCUGGACAUGCGCUGGCUUGAGCAGGGGGACCUUGCUUGCGCUGCAGGAUUUUAAUCCAUGACGGCAUAGUGUGUUACUAAUGGUUUUCUUUAAGACUGUGGUCCCAGCUCUCUUCAGGUCAUUGACCAGGUCCUGCCGUGUAGUUCUGGGCUGAUUCCUCACCUUCCUCAUGAUCAUUGAUGCCCCACGAGGUGAGAUCUUGCAUGGAGCCCCAGACCGAGGGUGAUUGACCGUCAUCUUGAACUUCUUCCAUUUUCUAAUAAUUGCGCCAACAGUUGUUGCCUUCUCACCAAGCUGCUUGCCUAUUGUCCUGUAGCCCAUCCCAGCCUUGUGCAGGUCUACAAUUUUAUCCCUGAUGUCCUUACACAGCUCUCUGGUCUUGGCCAUUGUGGAGAGGUUGGAGUCUGUUUGAUUGAGUGUGUGGACAGGUGUCUUUUAUACAGGUAACGAGUUCAAACAGGUGCAGUUAAUACAGGUAAUGAGUGGAGAACAGGAGGGCUUCUUAAAGAAAAACUAACAGGUCUGUGAGAGCCGGAAUUCGUACUGGUUGGUAGGUGAUCAAAUACUUAUGUCAUGCAAUAAAAUGCAAAUUAAUUACUUAAAAAUCAUACAAUGUGAUUUUCUGGAUUUUUGUUUUAGAUUCCGUCUCUCACAGUUGAAGUGUAGCUAUGAUAACAUUUACAGACCUCUACAUGCUAUGUAAGUAGGAAAACCUGCAAAAUCGGCAGUGUAUCAAAUACUUGUUCUCCCCACUGUAUAUAUGCUAUCUUAUUGAACAAGCAACUUAACUCAAAUAAUGAUGUUAGGCAUCUCUCUCCAGCUCUCUCCAGGUUGUUGUGCUGCUUGGCUGGCCUGCUGCUGCCUGUGCACAAGCUGAGCGCCUGCUGCUGACUUCACUCACAAUGCACUUUUGAGUGUGUGACAGAGAAAACCGUUGUUGUGUCAUUUAGAGGGAAAAUGCGUGCAUUUUAGCAUUUGAGUCACUUUUCAAAAGUUGCUAAAAGUGCCAAAUACAUUUUUUUAAGUAGCUACAUUUGUUGCUAGGUGCUGUUUGAAAAAAAACUUGCCAGGGUAGUCUGAAAAGUAGCUAAAUCUAGCAACAAAAUUGCUAAAUUGGCAUCACUGUCUACAGUAUGUGGUUUAUACUCUCCCAGAUGACUACAUUACAAAUAUGCUCUUAACUCCAACCGAUAAGGUUAUCUGUGUUGUUUUAAAUAACUCCUCUAAAGUGCAGGCAGGCUGGCUGUAGACUAGAUAUACACAAGACAGUGCUCUGCUGUUAUGCACCUGCCAUUUAGUGAGCUGUCAUACAGGUCAGUGUUUAGGGAUUAACACACAGGAUGACACUUCAGUGACUCAUUUUCAUCUCCGCAGCCAGUGUGACUGGAGCAUCCCUCCCGUUCCUCAGCCGG
Molecule: messenger RNA, 29331 nt
Organism: Coregonus sp. 'balchen'
Lineage: Eukaryota; Metazoa; Chordata; Actinopteri; Salmoniformes; Salmonidae
Source: the annotation of a GenBank genome assembly